This is a messenger RNA of Exophiala viscosa, 1716 nucleotides long. RefSeq names its product phospho-2-dehydro-3-deoxyheptonate aldolase, tyrosine-inhibited. The transcript has a single exon. The coding region runs from base 264 to 1397 and encodes 377 amino acids. Gene Ontology annotation, biological process: aromatic amino acid biosynthetic process. Gene Ontology annotation, molecular function: 3-deoxy-7-phosphoheptulonate synthase activity. The record is from RefSeq and is a predicted model, not a curated record. Gene Ontology annotation, cellular component: cytoplasm. NCBI's taxonomy places the organism in Eukaryota, Fungi, Ascomycota, Eurotiomycetes, Chaetothyriales, Herpotrichiellaceae.
GCUAAGAAUGAAGAUUCUGCCCCGCAAAUUAUUGGAUCGAAUCGACUAUUUUUUUCGUGACCCGUGAAUCAUAAACUGAUCCUAUACCCGAACAAACAGCUUCUUCCCACAAACACAGUCAGUUCACCUUACACCUCUUCUUCCUGGACUCCCAGUUCAGUCUCACAUUUCUCGCCCAUCUACUCGUCGACUGACUGCAACACCGAGUUCCGCCACAUCCAAUUUCCUCCAUCUCUCACUCACUCACACACACCACCUGCGCCAUGCCUUCCGCCGAUGCUCCUCUCGAGCUCAAUGAGGAUGUCCGAGUCCUCGGUUACGAUCCUCUGAUCCCUCCUGCUCUCCUUCAAAGCGAGGUGCCUGCCACCAAAUCUUCCAUCGAGACCGUUGCCCGAGGUCGAAGAGAAUGCAAAGAGAUCAUACACCAGCGUGACGACAGACUGCUGGUCAUGGUCGGACCCUGCUCCAUUCACGACCCAGCCACCGCCCUCGAGUACGCUGAAAGACUAAAGCAACUCGCCGAGAAGCUCUCCUCUGACCUCUGCAUCAUCAUGCGAGCCUACCUCGAGAAGCCCCGCACCACCGUCGGCUGGAAAGGUCUGAUCAACGACCCCGACAUUGACGAGUCCUACAAGAUCAACAAAGGCCUGCGAGUCUCAAGAAAACUCUACGCCGACCUCACCAGCAUGGGCAUGCCCAUCGCCAGUGAAAUGCUCGAUACCAUCUCCCCUCAAUUCCUCGCCGACCUCAUCUCUCUGGGUGCCAUUGGUGCCCGUACCACCGAGUCUCAAUUGCACCGUGAACUCGCCUCCGGUCUCUCCUUCCCCAUGGGCUUCAAGAAUGGAACAGACGGGUCUUUAAGCGUGGCCAUUGACGCAGUCGGUGCAGCAGCUGCCAGGCAUCACUUCAUGGGUGUUACCAAACAAGGUCUCGCCGCCAUCACCAAGACCAGCGGAAACGAAGACGGUUUCGUCAUCCUAAGAGGUGGAUCCAAAGGCACAAACUACGACGCCGAGAGUGUCAAGGAUGCCCGAGAACAGCUACGGAAGAAGAACCAGCGCGAAGUCAUGAUGAUUGACUGCUCACAUGGCAACUCCAAGAAGAACCACAAGAACCAGCCAUUCGUCGCCCAGACUAUCGGCGACCAACUACGACAAGGCGAAGACGCCAUCGUCGCCGUCAUGAUCGAAUCCAAUAUCAACGAGGGCAGCCAGAAAGUCCCUGCGGAGGGUGGUCUUGCCUCUCUGCAAAAAGGCAUCAGCAUCACAGACGCCUGCAUCAACUGGGACACCACAGUCGAUGUCCUCGAACAGCUUGCCGACGCUGUGCGAACGAGAAGAGAAGUUCGGGCCAAGCAACAGAAUGGCUCAAACGGCGCCAGCAAUGGGCACCACUAGAGCCAACAGAAAUCUUUCAGAGGAUGGAUGCUGGAACCAUGCAAAGUAGCGCACAGGCACGGAGCUUCUGCUACAUCAUUUCUCUUGCCAUCAUGGACAUAUUUGCACGGACGGAGCUCAAUCAAAAGGGUAUCGACAGAGACGUCACACUGCAUUCUGGUUUUCAUGAGAUCUUGCCAUGGAGGAGGCGUUACCGUCGCUUCACCGUCGUGGGCAUAUAUGGGGUUUAAAAAUGGCUAGGAGCAAUUCACAUUUUGUCUCGACUCUCCAUUUCAACUUCUUUGGUUCACAUAACUCGCGCAUCCGAACAUGAUCAGCA